AAAUACAAGACUCCCACUGUCGUUCCUCACCAACCAGUACUUUCGUUCACCGCCCAAUACUUAAUUACCAACCCACCAAACCACACCCUCCAAACACCUUCAACAUGCAGUUCUCCAUCAUCCUCGCUGCCUUCGCCGCCGCCGCCUCGGCUCAGUACACCUACUCCAACGGCACCACCUCCGCUGUUGCUCCCUCCGGCACUGCCGCUCCCACCGGAACUGGCUCUGCCGCUCCCUCCUCCACCGCUCCCUUCGAAGGUGCAGCUGUCGCCAACGGCCCUGCCAUGGCUCUCCUCUUCGGUGCCGGUGCCGCUGCUCUGAUGAUCUAAACAGUUUCAUCACUGCUACCACCAACACGCGACACACGACAACCACCUCGACCUCGGCUUUCGACUUCUAAUUAGCGACCAUGUCCGGCAUGUUGAUAAAUCGACCUUGUUUGGUAUGGGAUCUUGAGCAUUUUCUGGCGUAAUAGUCCGUUUCGGACGCUCUGGAUGCAUCGUGACCGUAGCCGGUUCGCGGCUCCGUGAGCAGGAAUUACAGGAUUUGUAGAUAGAGGCCCUACGUGGCUCGGUUUAUCGGUUUACCUAAUAAUACCCAUCCACUGUUUUCGAAACUGUCUCUUGUUGC
Paraphaeosphaeria sporulosa is the source of this 630-nucleotide messenger RNA. RefSeq lists its product as uncharacterized. The record is from RefSeq and is a predicted model, not a curated record. The transcript has 2 exons. NCBI's taxonomy places the organism in Eukaryota, Fungi, Ascomycota, Dothideomycetes, Pleosporales, Didymosphaeriaceae. The annotation marks the transcript as partial.